AUGGCUGAGAACGGAACCAUUCCCAUUCCUCAAAAGCAAAGGGCUGCCAUUUAUGAUCAGCCAGGUAAGAUAUCCACCAAAGUGGUGGAGAUUGACGUACCGGAGCCUGGUGCCGGUGAGAUUCUGAUCAAUUUAACUCACAGUGGAGUCUGCCAUUCCGAUAUGGCCGUCAUGACCAACACGUGGAAAUCUCUCCCCUAUCCUACCCAACCUGAUCAGGUUGGCGGCCACGAAGGCGUCGGCAAAAUCGUCAAACUAGGACCCGGCACAGAAUCCUCAGGCUUCAAAAUCGGUGACCGGGUAGGCAUAAAAUGGGUGUGGAGUGCAUGCCAGAACUGUCCGGCUUGUCUUGUCGGUUUAGAUGGAAGUUGCUUAAAUCAAAAAGUCAGUGGGUACUACACGCCAGGCACUUUCCAGCAAUAUGCGCUUUCGCCUGCAAAUUACGCGACAAGGAUCCCCGACGGACUGUCGUCAGCAGAUGCUGCUCCUAUGCUCUGUGCUGGAGUCACGGUCUUCGCAGCCCUAAACCGCAGUAGAGCUCUUCCUGGACAGUGGGUGGUGAUUUCUGGGGUUGGAGGCUUGGGUCAUUUGGCCUGUCAAUUGGCAAGUAGAGGAAUGGGUCUUCGAGUGAUAGCUAUUGAUCAUGGAAGCAAAGAAGCGCUUGCCCGGGACUCCGGCGCUGAGCAUUUUAUUGAUUUCACCAAACUCGACAAGGAAGGUGUUACCAAACACGUCGAGUCCCUAACGGAUGGAUUGGGUGCACACGCUGCAGUAGUCUGCACGGCAGCGAAUGCAGCUUACUCGCAGGCAAUUGAUCUUCUCCGAUUCGGCGGAACUUUGGUCUGCGUGGGUAUCCCUGAAGGUGAAUAUGUGAAUAUUGAAGGUGCGAAUCCAAGCGUCAUUACUACCAAACAACUCACCGUCACGGGGUCGGCUGUGGGGAACCGUGGUGAAGCCAUUCGAACUCUGGAAUUUGCCGAGCGAGGAAUUCUCAAGGCGCAUUAUGAGAUUGACAAGCCGGAGAAUUUGACUGAUAUUUUUGAGCGGAUGGGGCAGGGGAAGUUGCAAGGAAGGGUGGUUCUUGAUUUGGCGUGA
This is a messenger RNA of Talaromyces marneffei, 1095 nucleotides long. RefSeq lists its product as uncharacterized. Bases 1 to 1095 code for a protein of 364 amino acids. The transcript is spliced from 3 exons. Gene Ontology annotation, molecular function: oxidoreductase activity. NCBI's taxonomy places the organism in Eukaryota, Fungi, Ascomycota, Eurotiomycetes, Eurotiales, Trichocomaceae. The record is from RefSeq and is a predicted model, not a curated record.